AACUUGAUAUCAACCCACAAGCAUUAGCACGUUUUAGGAAAAACCCUGAAUUGAAAUUCGAGACUUUGAUCAUUCUUUCAGAUAAGCAGACUUUCCAUUUUAGAGGUGAUUGAGCAGUUUGAGUUACAGUUUUCUAUUUUUUUCUUACGUAUUUUUCCUUUCGACAGCUAUUAUGCAUUAUUUAAUUGCACACAUUUUCAAAUGCACAUGAACAAGAUCACUCCCUAUAAUUGUUGAACUGAAAGAUUGGUCGGCUAGUAGGUCAUGGUGGGCGGUUUAUUCAGAAACCUAUUUUGCAUUCUUUUUUUCGCCGGUGAGAAUUCUGGCGGUGGUGAAUAGGUUGGGCAGUGGGAACUGAAAAGAGGAAGGGCGUGCAUGUAGAAGAAAGACGAAAGACCAAAGCUUCACUACGAGAAUUCUAGCUAAGUAGCUAUAGGACACCAUUUUUAACACACUGCAGACACCGAAGAACACUAUCGGCGGGCUUUGAAACUCGGACACCGAAGAUCAGCGUCGUUAACCAAAUGUAUUCGAGUGAUGAGUGUUGAGUACAACAAGGUUUUGUAGUGAGGAGGACGCACAGACAGAUGAUUCAAAAUAAAAAGAUGAUUUGAAAUGGACCCAUCAGCUCAGCCUCUCCAGCUCAACCCCUCACGACUACCAUAGAAGAACAGACCCAUCGUACGGCUUGGACCUAGCCACGGUGAUGAGAAGACGAAGGAGGAAACGUUGUCGUUCUUCACAACGUGCCGUUCUUUGAGAUCUUGUCGUGUCGGUCGGAUGGUGAUUUUUGCGGCCUCGAUGGGGGUGGUGACUGGAAACACUUCGUCGAUCGAUGAAAAGAAAAUGGAGACGGAGGGGAUUGCAAAGCAGCUUAGAUUGAACAUGACAGCUCCAAUUGUUCAUACACUUCUUAACCGUAAAAACUAUGAAAGUUGGAGUUCUCGGAUUGAGAGCUACUUGAUGGCCGAAGAUCUUUGGGACGUUGUCGAAGACACCUAUGACUUUGAAAACGAGGCUUUGAGGAAGAAGGAUGUCAAAGCCUUAUAUGCAAUCAAGAAUUCUUGCGGGGAUGAUACGUAUAAACUUAUAAAGGACCUAGACUCGGCCAAAGACGCAUGGGAUACUUUGUCUGAAAAUUUUAAACUUGGAUAUAAUCGAUAUAAUCAAUCAUCAGGUGAAAUAGAUAAGAGGACAAUUCUUCAAGCGUAUCCGACUCCGACUGAUCGUGAUGCUAGGCCAGAGUUGAAAAUGGAAGAAGGGCACACUGGAGGACAUGAUGAGAGCAAUGCCAACAAUAUCCAUGAAACUUUCGUCAAAUAUGUGGAGUCUAAAGAUUGGGAUAAAGCGAUCAAGUUUCUUCGCCAACAUCGCCAGGUACGAAGUGCAAGAAUUUUUUACGGUACGGCCCUUCACUUCGCAGUCAAAAGGUUAAGCAAGUGCAGCGUGCGCAAUAUAGAAGAGUUGGUGGACUUAAUGGAAAAGGAAGACCUGGAAAUACAAGACAGACAUGGUUAUACAGCUUUGUAUCAUUUAGUGAGAGAAUAUCCAGAAAUGGUUGAAGUAGCCAAACGCAUGGUUGCAAAGAACCACAAUUUACUUACAAAUUUACCUGAUGAUGACACCCAGAACCCUCUAGUUAUCCACGCUGAGAGGAAGGAAAAAGGGGAAAGAAUGGCUCGCUAUCUCUAUUCCUUCACUCGUGAAACACUAAGAGUUGUCGAUGGUGCUGAACUUAUUUCUCUCGGUUUUCGUCGCAGAAGAUUUGAUAUUGUGUGGGAUUUGAUUCAACGUUACCCGCAAUUGGCUGUGGCUAAAGACUACAACAUGGACUACAACGGGGAUAUUCCCUUAGCAACAUUGGCCAGUAAUCGUUCAGCAUUUUUAAGUGGAAGCCGGCUCAGUUUAUGGGAAAAUUUGAUCUAUUACGGUAUACGCAUAAAACCUCUUCUUCCCAUUAAGGAAAGUGACCAGAGUGAUCAAAGGCACCUCUCAAACAAAAAAGAGAAUCAAAGGCCUCUGUCAAACCAAAAUGAGAAUCAAUGGCAUCUCAAUUCCUCAGUAAUGGGUUUGUUCCAACGACUAGUGACGAAUCUCCAAAAACUUUUGGGAAUCAAUCAUAUAUAUGAGAUGAAAUUGAUGCAUGAGCGGGUCCAACAGUUUCUACCCCUCAUGUGUAAAGCCACAAAAAAUACAGAUGAAACUAAAGCCUUUAAGGCAGCACUGUGCGUUGCAGCAGAACGAGGGCAUGUGGAGUAUAUUACUCAUUUCUGUAGAAAUGAAUUAAAUGAUGAGUCAUUUCCUAUACCUGUAAGUUACAUUACGAGCAAAAACUAUCAAAGCUUAUUCCAAAUUGCCGCUGAAUGUCGUCGCCACAAAGUUUAUAAUCUUAUAUAUGUCCUUUAUGAGUUGUUACAUGAACAAGAUAACAAUGCUGGCCACGGUCUAAUACAAGACAUAGUAGGGUGGAGAAAUUACUUUGGCAAUAAUAUGCUACACACAGUGGCAAGUAUUACCCCAUUGUCACAGAUUGAUCACAUUCGAGGUGCAGCUUUGCAAAUGCAAAGAGAACUACAGUGGUUUCAGGAGGUGGAGAGCCAUGCAUAUCCAAGGGAUCGGGAAUCUGUAAACCGAGAUAAUAUGACACCGCGAGAAGUAUUUAUGGAGAAUCACAAAGAAAUGGGAAAAGAGGCAGAAAAGUCAAUGAAGGAAACAUCAACUUCUUGUACAGUUGUAGGUGCUCUUAUUGUCACCAUAAUGUUUGCUGCAGCAUUCACAGUUCCAGGUGGAAAUGAUGAAAAUACAGGCCUUCCUAAAUUCUUAACUAAAAAGGUAUUCACAACAUUUAUAGUUUCAGAUGCAAUCUCGCUCUUUUCUUCAACAACUUCGGUUAUCAUGUUUCUAGGCAUUCUCACAUCACGUUAUUCUGAAGAUGAUUUCCGCAAAUCAUUGCCCACAAAAAUGAUAAUAGGCCUUUUCACCCUCUUCUUAUCUAUCGCCACCAUGAUGAUUGUCUUUUCUUGUGCCCUUUACAUUAUACUUGACGGGAAAUCAUCGACUGUUAUUCCAAUCAUUUUGCUUGCCAGCGUUCCAGUUGCCUCCUUCAUCUGGAUGCAAUUUCCGUUGCUUGUUGCAUUAUUCAUUUCUACUUUUGGACGGGGAAUAUUUGAUAAGAAACCAUAUAAAAAGUUGUUGAAUUCCAAUGUUAUCUUUACUUAAGUUUGGAUUUGCUACUUAUUAAGAAACUUGUAAAGAGAAUCCAAUGUAUAUGCUUUCUAUUAGUAUUUGGCCAAUUACGAAUGUGAU
Molecule: messenger RNA, 3306 nt
Organism: Pyrus x bretschneideri (Chinese white pear)
Lineage: Eukaryota; Viridiplantae; Streptophyta; Magnoliopsida; Rosales; Rosaceae
Exons: 11
Coding region: 781-3219 (812 amino acids)
Source: RefSeq, a predicted model, not a curated record